UGAAAGAAGUUCUGUGGGUAAAAUGCUAUCAAACACUGCAUGCUACAGAGAAAUCAUACGUGAAGGAAGAGUCAAUUAAUGUGGCAAACUUCACUGUUGUCUUAUUUUAAGAAAUUGCCACAGUCACCCCGACCUCCAGUAGCCGCCACUGAUCAGUCAGCAGCCAUCAACAUUGAGGCAAGACUCUCCAUCAACAAAAACCCAGCCUCCGAAUAAACCGAAUUCCUCUGCUUGUACGGAACCGGCCGGCCUCUCAAGAUGGCGGUUCCCACUGAGACACAGCGUAUGGGAGCGGCCAUAUUGUCUCCUGAACAAAGCCGCCCAGGGUGCGGAGUGGGCAAAGCUGCCCGGUACGGAACAGCGCAGGCCCGGGAGCCCAGUGCUUUGCUCACCCAGACAGGAAGCGUGAGAGUUCGCCGCUAUGGAUGUGACAGCUGUCCUGGAUUAAGCCGUGACGGGCGUUUCUAGAUCUGAUAACGGAACUGCAGGUCAGAAGGCGGACAUGUGUGAUCUAUUUUGACAAAGCCUGGAAUACCCCAUAUAAAACAGUCUGUCUAUCAUGGGAGCACCCACUUCCUCUGAACCAGUUAAGUCUUACCUACCUGACUCCUUCUGGGACUGAGAAGGAUUUCCCAGUCUUCUCCCACAGGUUGGCCUAACAUCUACCUGACUUCUGUGGUAGUUGCUUCUAGACUGGUGAAUGUGGAACCUGCAGUCUGCGUCUGAUCUGUGAAAACAUCCUUCUGAUCACCAAUUUUGCCUUUUCAGGCAUCUACCUUUUUAGAAGAGAACAGAAAAUGAUGAAGUCCCAGGGGUUAGUAUCAUUCAAGGAUGUGGCUGUGCAUUUCACCCAGGAGGAGUGGCAGCAACUGGACCCUGCUCAGAAGACCCUGUACAGGGAUGUGAUGCUGGAGAACUACAGCCACCUGGUCUCAAUGGGGCAUCCAGUUUCCAAACCAGAUGUCAUCUCCAAGUUGGAACAAGGAGAAGAUCCAUGGAUCAUAAAGAGAGACAUACCAAAUUGGAUCUAUCCAUAUGAAGAUCAGGCAGAUGGGCGACAAGACAGGAAAAGUAACCUUGACAACACCCAAUCAUGUAUUUUGGGGUCUGUUUCCUUCCAUAAUAAGAUACUGAAAGGAGUCACAAAGGAUGGUUCAUUUUACUCCAUAUUAAAAGUCUGUCAAGGUGAUGGCCACCUACAGAGAUGUCAGAAAAACAGACUUUUCAGACAAGUAACAGUCAUCAACAACAAAACAAUGACUGUGGAGUCAGACCACAAAUAUAAUGCAUUGGGCAAAAUAUUUCAAGAAUGCAUAGGGUCAGAUACUUCAAGACAAAGACCCCAUAACUGUGAUGCAUUUAAAAAUGACUUGAAAUCUAGUAUUGACCUACCUAGUUGUAAUAAGAGCAAUUCAGGAAAAAACCCUGAUGAGAGUUUUGGAUGUGGAAAAUCAUCCAUCCAUGGUGUGUCCAAUCCUGAUCUUGAGAAAAUUCACAACCGAGUAAUUCCCUGUGAUGAUAAUGAGUGUGGAAACAUUUUCAGCAAGAAACGAUCCCUUAUUCAGUAUCAGAAUGUUGAAACUAAGGAGAAAACCUGUGUAUGUAUUACAUGUGGAAAAGCCUUUGCUAAGAAGUCACAGCUCAUUGUACAUCAACGAAUUCAUACUGGGAAGAAACCAUACAAUUGUGGUGCAUGUGGGAAAGCUUUUAGUGAGAAGUUUCACCUUAUUGUACAUCAAAGAAUUCAUACUGGGGAGAAACCUUAUGAAUGUUCUGAAUGUGGAAAAGCCUUCUCUCAAAAAUCAUCCCUCAUUAUACAUCAAAGAGUUCAUACUGGGGAAAAACCAUAUGAAUGUAGUGACUGUGGGAAAGCCUUCUCCCAGAAAUCGCCCCUCAUUAUACAUCAGAGAAUUCACACUGGAGAGAAACCUUAUGAAUGUAGAGAGUGUGGUAAGGCCUUCUCCCAGAAGUCACAGCUGAUUAUACAUCAUAGAGCUCAUACUGGAGAGAAGCCCUAUGAGUGUACUGAAUGUGGGAAAGCCUUCUGUGAGAAGUCCCACCUCAUCAUACAUAAAAGGAUUCACACUGGAGAGAAACCCUACAAAUGUGCUCAAUGUGAGGAAGCCUUCAGCAGGAAGACAGAACUCAUUACACACCAGUUAAUUCAUACUGGGGAGAAACCUUACGAAUGUACUGCGUGUGGGAAGACCUUCUCCCGGAAGUCACAGCUCAUUAUACAUCAGAGAACGCAUACUGGAGAAAAGCCCUAUAAAUGCAGUGAAUGUGGAAAAGCCUUCUGUCAGAAAUCACAUCUCAUUGGACAUCAGAGGAUUCACACAGGAGAAAAACCUUACGUUUGUACUGAAUGUGGGAAAGCCUUCUCUCAAAAGUCGCACCUCCCAGGGCAUCAGCGGAUUCAUACAGGAGAGAAACCUUAUAUAUGUGCUGAAUGUGGAAAGGCAUUUUCUCAGAAGUCAGACCUUGUUUUACAUCAGAGAAUUCAUACAGGGGAAAGACCUUAUCAGUGUGCUGUAUGUGGGAAAGCCUUCAUCCAGAAAUCACAACUCACUGUACAUCAGAGAAUUCACAGCAGUGGUAAAAUCAUAAUAAACUAAAAACACAGACAAGCUUUCAGUAUUAGUUCAAGCCUUAAUAAACAACAGAAACGUGAUUAAUUUGAUAAAUUUGUGGACAACAUCUUUAUAGAGAAAAUUUUACAAGAGAAUUCGUGUCCGUAGUGUGGUGAUACCUAACUCAGCAAAGAUGAUGGGAAAUAAUUACAUAAAUGAAGGACAUUUCACCAUGGCAUGUAAAGCUUUUAAAGUCAUGAACUGAAUGGUCAGUAGAACAAAUUAUGUAUAUAGAAUAUUGUCAAAUUACAUAUUCCUUAUUAUACCAUAACAAUAAACACAUUGUGAAAUUGCUAA
Messenger RNA from Delphinapterus leucas (beluga whale), 2927 nucleotides. The record is from RefSeq and is a predicted model, not a curated record. Lineage: Eukaryota; Metazoa; Chordata; Mammalia; Artiodactyla; Monodontidae.